AUGUGGUCGGCAAACGAGCAGACGGAUUACCUGAUGAGACGUCAUGGUGGUCGUCCGGAGGCGCUUCUCGAUCAUGAUGGUGCGAUUUCGAAACCAAGUACAAAGGUGGCUUUUUGCGAAUUAUACGUACUUUUCUUUAACGUAAGCCAUAUAAUCAGUCCAUCUGCAGUUAAGGAAGAUAUUGAAGUUGUCGUUCGACUACAUUUUGACAAACGUUGGGUUUCCUCAAUAGCCCCAAAUCGUACCGUGGGUUACGGGAAUAAAAAGAAAGUCUCUAUUAUGAAUUAA
Spodoptera exigua (beet armyworm) is the source of this 288-nucleotide messenger RNA. The record is from the annotation of a GenBank genome assembly. Lineage: Eukaryota; Metazoa; Arthropoda; Insecta; Lepidoptera; Noctuidae.